GCAGCAGCAGCAGCAGGAGGAGGAGGACGAGUCCAGGACAGUCAUCACAGAGAUCACACACCAGCUUCCACAGCUGAAGUGGGACAGCCAUGGAGGACACCAUCACCUGCAGCCAUGCCACCUUCUCCCAGGUGUUUGGACGUCAGGGACAGCUCAUGCAAGCCACCGUCCAGUCUCUCAACAGCUUGAACGACCAGAUUGCUCAGUUCGUGGUGACCAGACCUUGCAGCCUGACUGAUGAGGAUGAGGCCUUCAUACCGGGAGAGCGCGACACCUUGAGGAAGUCCAUGACCCUGAUGAGACACCUGCUCAUGGACGCCCAGGGGAAAAUCCUUAAAAUGAUGGAGGACAACAAACAGCUGGCACAGAGGAUUGAUGGGGCCAUCCAGUCAGCCAGUCAGGAAGUGACCAAUCUCCGCUCCGAGCUCUCUGCUACCAGCCGCAGACUGGCAGAGCUGGGUGCCAGCAGCCCCCCUGCUCUGGAGAACCAUCACCAGCACAACCACCACGAUGACAGCCUUCAUUACCGGGAUCCGUCAGUGCAUCACAGACACAAGACAGCGGUGACAGACAUGUGCUACCCGACAGAGAUAUCUAGCCUGAUGGACUUUGGCACUCCAGAUUGCUCACUAGGCAAAGUGUUGUUACGUGAGGAGGUAGCCCAGCUUCAGGAGGAGGUCCACCUGCUGAGGCAAAUGAAGGACAUGUUGAGCAAGGACCUCGAAGACACGCAGGGAGGCUGCUCUGCCAACCUGCUCUCAGCCACCGAGUUCCGAGUGCAGCUGGGAGAGAAGGAGCAGGAGUUGGACCGGGCCAAGGAGGCCUUACAAGCCAUGAAAGGGGACCGUAAACGUCUAAAAGUGGAAAAGUCCGACCUGGUGAGUCAGAUGCAGCAGCUGUACACAACACUCGAGAGCAGAGAAGAGCAACUACGAGAAUUCAUACGCAACUAUGACCAGCACCGAAAGGAGAGUGAGGAUGCAGUGAAGGUCCUGGCGAAGGAGAAAGACAUGCUGGAAAGAGAAAAGUGGGACCUGAGGAGGCAGACCAAGGAAUCCACGGAGCAGGCCAACAUCCUGCGCUCUCAGAUGGACACAAAGGAGAACAGGAUCAAAGAACUGGAGGCUGAGCUCACCAUGGCGAAGCAGUCCCUCGCCACACUGACUAAAGACGUACCGAAGCGGCUUUCUCUGGCCAUGGCGACAGAGCCCGUGGUGAACGGCAGUCAGGAGUGGGUGAUGCAGGCCGACCUGCCGCUCACUGCCGCCAUCCGUCAGAGCCAGCAGACCCUGUACCACGGACACACCACAGACAGACAGGCUGUGGUCAGAAUUAGCCCCUGUCACUCUCGCCAGCCCUCUGUCAUCUCCGACGCCUCGGCGGCCGAUGGAGACCGCUCGUCUACGCCCAGUGACAUCAACUCGCCUCGUCACCGGACCCACUCCCUCUGCAAUUCCAUGGAGGAUCUGGAGGACCAGAAGCGUAAGAAGAAGAAGGAGAAGAUGACACUUGGUUCUCUGUCACGGGUGUUCACUCGGGGCAAACAGCGCAAAUCCAUGGACCCCGGCCUGUUUGAUGGUACAGCCACCCCUGAUUAUUACAUAGAGGAGGAUGCCGACUGGUGAUACUGUGUGUAAAAGGCGCAAGCAUCUGUGUGUGUGUGUGCGUGUGUGCGUGUGUGUGUGUGGCUAUCCACCUGGCUUUAACAGUGUGUUUGGAGCAUUUUUGUUUGUGGUGGUUUGUGUGUGUGGAAGGGGUCAAAAUUUAAAAUGAGAAAAGCCCUAACAGAGACUGCUAUUCCAUAAAUGUACAGUAUAUUACCCUUAAAUUGUGUUUGUAAAUUAGAUAUAUAUUUAUAGAUGCACAUGUAUGCAUAUGUAUAUGUAUAUAUAUAUACAUAUCUAUGUCUACAAGCAUAUAAAUAUAUACAGUACAUUGGGUUAUGAUAAUGUGUAGACAUGUUUAUGCUGUAUUAUCUUUAAAAAAAAAAGAGCUUAAUGUUUAUGUUUUUAUAACUGGAGACUUGAAGGACUGCUGUUUAUAUGUAAAUAGGAGUUAUUGUGAAAGUUAGUGUUUUUUUACUGUAAAUGUCAUUUGGCUUUAUGUUACUUUACAGUUGCUUUCUUCAUGCCUUUGCAACACUGACUUCAGUGUUUUCUUCUUAUCACCCAAGUUUUAUUUCGCCAUUUUUUUUCUAAUUAUUAUUGAAGAGGAGGAGGAGAUAUUAGGGGGAAAAAAGAUUUUAUGGACUCGGAUUGGCCAAAUUAUGCUUAUGCAAAUUGUGUCUUUUCAUGGCAGGAUUGUCAACAUGCUAUAAUAAUGCAUUUUCAGUUAGUAUAGUGGAGAAUGUCUAAUAAAGGUAGUUUAAAGGCACAACAACAAAAACAGCAGAAGAUGAUCAGGGAUGCAUAAAUCUGUCAGAAACCACGUGCAAGUGCCAAAGGUAACACAACUCAUCUUUGAAAAACAAUGUGCAUAUCAUUCAGUCCCUGUUAGCAUUAGCCUCAUGUGUGACACAUACGUGUUACUGAGCGUUGUCUAACGUGUGAGUACCAGACAAAUGAAUGUGCAUUAAACACUUGCAUGAUCCUUGAAAUGUC
Solea senegalensis (Senegalese sole) is the source of this 2600-nucleotide messenger RNA. It is a transcript of the gene kaznb, whose product is annotated as kazrin, periplakin interacting protein b. The transcript has 11 exons. NCBI's taxonomy places the organism in Eukaryota, Metazoa, Chordata, Actinopteri, Pleuronectiformes, Soleidae. Bases 90 to 1625 code for a protein of 511 amino acids. The record is from RefSeq and is a predicted model, not a curated record.